AGUAUAUUUGUAUGUGCUUAAACAUAGGUUAUAUUGCGUCUUUGAGAACUGUUUUGCGCGGCGUUGUCUCGGAGAUCCGGAGACAGGAUUGAAAACGCGAAAUUCCAAGCGAAAUGGACGAAACGGAGAUAGACGGACCAGCUUCGAGGUCGGGCGCAGGCUCGAGCCCCUUCGUGUUUUCCAUGCCGAGCGCCGUGUUUGAUCUUCCAAGAACCAUUAAUUUCGGCGUGGGAUCGGAUCAUGUCUUCAACAAGAAGAACGCGUUUACUUUCGCCGCACCCACAAUUGUGUCGCGGUCCACGAACGCGGUUCCGAGUCACGCGGUCUCAAGUGCCAACGACAAAACCGACAGGUACAAGCCGAGAAUCUCCAGGAACACGUACAAGCCUACGGUCAACGUGUUCGCCAACGCCCUCAAGGAUACCGGGGCGUUCGAGCAGAUGAAAAAGAACUCCAGGUCGCGCGCCGUCAAGGUAAACAUUGACAAUUCGAUAACGUGUUCGGACGUGCCCCAGGCGCUGCUGACUAAAACAGCGGCAAAGGAGUACUUUCGGAGAUACGGGAGCAUCGUGAAGAUAACCAUUCGUCCGCGGAAGCGCGUGAUCGUGGUGGUUUACACGACGAGGAUAGAGGCGAGCGCCGCGUACUACGGCAGUGGCGAUUACAAGAGCGAGAAGUUUAAGGUGGAGUGGACAAAGCUGGAAUCGGCUGCCGCAAAGGCGACGCAGCAGCAGACCCGGAAGAAGGAUCCGCGAAACAUGGUGGCGAAUUUGCUCAAGGCGUCGGGCAACGACGACGACGACGAUGAAAUUAAGGCGGAGUUGGAGGCUAUGGCGAACGUGGAAUACAACUUGCAUCCUGCAAAAGGGAGCGCGAACGAGAUAUCCGACAUAGGCGCACCUGUUGCACAAUUGUUGCCAUUAAAGGCCAAAGUGGGUGGCAAGGCGCCAACGUUGUCACACGAGAAGACUACAGCGAAGUCGGAGAAGGCAGCCGUGAAGGACGUCGAUAGUCAGAUAGCAAAACACUUGCCCCAUACAAGUAUGGAGGAGCUGCAGACGAUGAUACGUCAGGCCGCUCUCACGGCCGAGGACAAGUACAAGGUGUUGGAGGCGAGGGACCGAUUGAUGCGUCUGAAGCGAGUCAAGCCGGCCUCGUUAGCGACGGCGAAGGUGACCCAUGGCACCUGUCCGGAUAUGUGCCCAGAGAAGGAACGACUGAUGCGCGAGUCGCAACGUCAGGUCGCGUCGUACGAGCAGCUUGAGGGGAACGAGUACAGGAUCAAUCACGCGACCGCCGUGAAGCAGUAUUCGAGAUCGUCCGCGGAUCAGGAGGAGCCAAUGCCGCACGAGCUCAGGCCGGUGCGAUCCUUAAAAAUGACCAUGAGUUACCUGCUCCACGAGCUGGUCGAUCUCUGUGAGCAGGAAGGCACAAAUUUGGCUGAGUGGUACCACUUCCUCUGGGACAGGACGCGGGGCAUCAGGAAGGAUAUCACGCAGCAGGAGCUCUGCUGCAUGGAGAGCGUCGAGCUGCUCGAGCAGUGCGCCCGAUUUCACAUAGUAUGCUCGGAAAGGCUCUGCGCAGAGGACACGUCUGUCUUCGACAAGAAGAUCAACUCGGAGAAUCUGACCAAGUGCCUGCAGACCCUGAAGUACAUGUAUCACGAUCUGCGGGUGAAGGGCGUCACCUGCGAAAACGAGCCCGAGUUCCGGGCAUACAUCGUCCUGCUGAACCUGAACAACGGUAACUUCCUGUACGACCUGCAGCAGCUGCCCAAGUUCGUGCAAAACUCGCCGGAGGUCAAGUUUGCGAUCAAAGUGUACUUCUCGCUGGACUCGAACAACUACUACAAGUUCUUCAAGCUCGUCCAAGAGACGACCUAUCUGAACGCCUGCAUUUUAUUACGGUACUUCAAUCAGGUCAGACUGCGGGCGCUUUCGAUAAUGAUAAAGGCAUACUGUAGAAGCACCUCGACCGCCUUCCCGUUGUACGAAUUGAUAGACAUUCUCGGCUUCGAGGACGAGAACGAGGCGAUAUGCUUCUGCGAGCAGGCGGGACUGAAUAUGUCUAGUGACGAGAUGUACAUUCUUCUGAACCGCCAGACCUUCAACAUGUCCGUGUCGACUAUCCCGCAGACCAGGUCUUGCAAUUUGGUCGAAUCCAAGAGGAUUGCCUUGAACUUUAGUAUUGGCCAGUGUAUCGCUGGUAAACAAAUGCCGGAGAAAACCUAUAAGAGUCACAAGCCGCACAGCAGUUUCGACGCGUAUGGUUACCUGACGCCGGAGUCCAUCAAUGCCGCGGACCAACAGCAGAUUGACAGCGUCUCCUCCUCUGUGGCGGCACAACUACCGCAUGAUCCGUAUGAAUUCGUGGAGACAAAAGAGACGAGGAGAAUGCCGAAGCUGACAUCGAUCCGGGACAAGGAUCAGAGAACCGCAAGAGAUCUUCGUUCAGCGCAGAUUCCACGAAAACAGCCAGCAAACGCGAGCCACAACGAAAAUGCGGACGCGUUUAAACCGCCCGUCUCAGUUCCCGAUCCUUUGGUCACCUCUUCGAGCGUCUUUAAAACGCCGGAUCGAGCGUUCGUCGAGCACAAGCCGAAGGAACCGAAUGUAUUCGAGAGCAAAAUUUCAGCUGGCGAGUCGACGAAGGUAGCUUCCUCAGAGAAAUCCGAUCAGAACAGAAGUGCAAUUAGCGCCCAUCGCGGAAAUUUCACGGCUAACGAUAAGCAGCAUCCGGUGAUGUUUGGUAGUAGCAGUAACAAUUCAAAAGCAGCUUCCGUGUUCUCGAAACCAGAAACAUCACGUAGCACAGAAUCAGUCCCGCCGUUUGCGAUGGCCAUGAACAAAAGCAUCUUCUCCGGGACGGAGCCGGGAAAUAUAUUCACGAGGAGCGCACCCUCUUCCUCCACAGUGUUUGUUAACAAACAUUUUCCCCUAUUAGUUCCUCCACAGCAAUUGGUGACAUUCGCGGAUGACGCGAAUAAAACGACGAAGGAGCAAAGUGUCUUUCUCAAGAGGGAACAGGAGGAAGCGAUGAAGGCGGAAGCUGAGAAAGCAAGACGGGAAAAGCUGGAAAGGCUGGAACGGGCGAAGAGAAUGCAACGGAUCGAGGAGCAGUCGGAGGAGAUUUACAGUAGCCUGCACGCGGAGAUCACCCACGAGUUCUGCUCCGCCAUCGCGAAAAAAGAGAUCGACCGGAUAGAGAUGUACAACGCGUUGAGCGGAAGAAUCCUCUCGGACGUGAUCGAGGAGGUGACUUGCGAGGUCUGCGACGCGAUGUUGACCGAGGAGAUCGACCGGCAACGAAGAUUACAAGCAAUGUUGCUGCGAAUCAAGAACCGAGUGAUCCUCAAGUGCGUGAACGUCUGGAAACGGCACGUGUCGAGGCAAAAGCGGCAGAGGGCGGCGCUAGAGGACACGCCGGUUUGGCUGCAGAGGCACUCCGUGGAGGAAACCGCGCGGAUGCUGUACACCAAAGAGCAGGAGGUGGUGAUACGGAAUAUGCGCAAGCGACGAAGAGAGCCGGAGGACGUCGCGACCAACGCGACGGAGACCUUCACGUCAAUCGAAGUUAUCGUGUACGCCGGCAUCAAGGAGAAUGUACGAUCAUUGGACCUUGAUUCUCCGCCCAAAUUGUACUGGAAACUCGUCAUAUCCUGGCCGGACCUGAUCAACAGGGUGGCUCUUUGGGCCUGCAAAAAGCUGAUGAACGAGUACUUGUACCCCGACAAUUUUACGAUGGAUCCUAUCGUGAAGAUUUACCGGCCGAAUCCCUGCGAGACCGUGCACGUCUGCAUAAGGCACUUUGAGGGUCUAAUCAGCGAGCACAACUUGACCGGCACCGACGCACUUCUGUUUAUUGCCGACGCCUCGGAGAAUUACAAAUCCAUUGCGAGACGUUUAAUGAGAACCGUAUUAUCGCGGCACAAGUUGAUGCCUAUCCCGCUCGCCUUCAUCGUCCUGGGUAAUGGAGACUUGGAGAGUCAAAACGAUAGUAUCGUCUCGGACUUGGAAUCCCUCCUGGAAUCUGGCUACGUAUCAGAAUAUACGAUCAUGUACGAGGAGAAUUUGUCCGCGAAAGUUAUUUUAAAUUUGACCCAAAGCGCAGUUUUAUGGUUGACGACGAACAAAUCACCGCCGAAUCCACUAGAAAUGGAUCAUCUCUCUAACGUAUACGACACCUGUUUGUCCGAGGAAAUGUGGUUGAGGAUACUAGGUGAUUCAAUGUUCAAUAAAAAAUUAUCAAACGCAUUAAAGGACCCCAACUUUGUAAUUGAUUUGCACAACGAGGCUGUAAAUCACCUUAUAGACAUAAUCUUAGAUCCAGAAUCCCUACUAUACACAAAUUUCGCGCCUGAAUUAAAAAAGUUCCUUAAAAGCAGUGGUACUAUGCCAUGCAGUUACGAAUAUUUUGACGAAUCAUGGAAACGAGAGGAAUACAGAGCAAAAUUAGAGGCCGCAAUGAACAGCUUCAUGUUACCACCAUGGAAUGCACCAUGGCCAAUAACAGACAUACAAGAUUUACGACGACACAUUAUGCAUUAUUGCAGAGAGGUGCUAUCUGAUUCGAACUGUAAUAUCGUAUUUUGCGAUAUAUUCAGCAAUCUGUUUCUUACCUCAGGCAGUUUACAAAUAUCCAACUUUGUACACAUACUACUGUAUGUUAUUAAGGAGAAAGUUCAUCUUCUCGAUGAAGAUCUAAUGAUCAUUUACAAUAAAAAUCACAUCAAGCAUUUCCGGACGUUACCAUGGUGGUUUAAAUCCAACGUACUGACAGAAUUCAUGCUGCAUGAAUUAAAUGACGACGUCGUGUUAAACGAAUCGAUGAGAAAACGGAAGAAAUUAGAUAAAUCGGAAAACAAUAUGGAUGACAGCGUGUUAGAUGAGAAAUUUGGUUUAUUGGCGGAGUUUUGUGAGAGUACCAAGGCUCGUGUUAUGGAAGUGCAUUCUGUAUCUAUAGAGAUAGAAAACCGGUUGCAGGCGCAGCAAUUGGAGAAUGUAUUAUGGGAAGACAAAUUGAAGAACGCUUUACAAGGCGAAAUAAGUUUGACAGAAGAAGGCAUAUAAGUUUUUCCCGUUUGAUCAUGUGACAUAUUUUUAGUACCUUUUGUAUUACAUUUUAUAUUAUUAUACACGUUAUGUACAACAUGCAUUACAUUUAUAUAUUUAUUAAAUUUGGAAAAUGCGUUCUGAUCCGCUGUGCUGUUUAAAUAUAUUUGUAUUAAUGUAAAAUACACUAAAUAACUUAUACACAGUCAGCGACGUUGGCUCAGAUAGAUAUUUUUCAAAUUUAAUUAUUUUUAGAGUCUUACCUCAUGUAUAUAUUAUUUGAUUUAUAGGCCUGUUCUUUUUAGCUGCACUGAUGCACUGAUGAUGCAACAAGUUAAAGACAAAUAUAUUUUUUCUCAUUCUAAUUUGUUGCAUCAGUGCAGCAGUAUAACGAAAAAGAACGAGCCAUAUAUUAUAUAUUGACAUGCAACGAUUUAUCUUAAAAUAAUGUGUUCAGUUAAAUUAUCUCAACAUAUGUAACAUUGGAAAUGUUUGGUAAUAACUAAAGGGAAUAUUAAAUCGCUGCUAUGAUCUUAAA
Molecule: messenger RNA, 5589 nt
Organism: Monomorium pharaonis (pharaoh ant)
Lineage: Eukaryota; Metazoa; Arthropoda; Insecta; Hymenoptera; Formicidae
Gene: xmas
Exons: 4
Coding region: 114-5069 (1651 amino acids)
Biological process (GO): mRNA export from nucleus
Cellular component (GO): transcription export complex 2; cytoplasm; nucleus
Molecular function (GO): nucleic acid binding
Source: RefSeq, a predicted model, not a curated record